Lobosporangium transversale is the source of this 2118-nucleotide messenger RNA. RefSeq lists its product as hypothetical. The record is from RefSeq and is a predicted model, not a curated record. The transcript is spliced from 3 exons. Bases 1 to 2118 code for a protein of 705 amino acids. Lineage: Eukaryota; Fungi; Mortierellomycota; Mortierellomycetes; Mortierellales; Mortierellaceae.
AUGUCCUUUCGUCAAUUUUCUUCUGGAUCUUCCUCAAAAGCAGUUGCUACACCUAUCCCACCUCCUCUUCCUCCUCCAAGGACCCCAGCGAGGUUCACGUCUUCUCUACCAUGUGAUGAGCUUUCUGCGUUAGUACAUGAGAAGGGUGAAGAGGGGGGUGCACGUAUCCCCGAAAGCGUGCUUAGCACGCCUCGAAUGGUGCGCGAUGCUGUUUAUUCGUAUGUCCAUCCACAAGAUCAAUCCAAAGAUGCGUAUCUUUUGAGUUGGAACAAAGAAUUCGCAAAAACACUUGGAGUGGAUAAGAACAAACUGGAAAGAAGUCAGUGGUCAGAGGAAGAGUAUGACCAUUUGGUCAAAGUUCUGACUGGGGGAGCAAGGACACUCAGCGCAGCAGAUUACAAAAACACUUCAGACGGGCCUAGAUUAGCACAACCCUGGGCGCUCUGCUAUGGCGGACAUCAGUUCGGAUAUUAUGCAGGGCAGUUGGGCGAUGGCCGAGCCAUUUCUUUGUAUGAAACUGUCAACAAAGAAACAGGUGAAUCAUGGGAGCUACAGCUCAAGGGCGCUGGGAAAACACCCUACAGUCGCUUCGCAGAUGGAUAUGCUGUUCUACGCUCUUCAAUUCGAGAAUAUCUCUGUGCUGAAUUUGUUGCUGCGCUCGAUGUCCCCUCUUCAAGAUCACUUGCCAUCUUGUCCACCAAGACCCAAGUCAUCCGUGAAGAAGGAGUCGAACCUGGAUCGAUCGUGUGUCGUGUUGCGCCCAGUUGGGUCCGAUUCGGGAACUUUGAAAUCUUUUUCUAUCGUAAAGACCGAAAGAACCUACGUAAGCUAGCUGAAUAUGUAACGGAGCAAGUCUUUAAUUUACCCAAAGACAAUCCUGAGGAAAUGACGACAUUCGCAAUGAAGAACAGGAAAAAUGACAUCAACAUGACCACAACUGCACCAGAACCUGUUAUUACAAAGGAAAGUGCAACCACAGCGACAGAGGGUGCAGCUGAGGGUGCGCCUGCCGCAGAAUCAUCGCCCAAACCGGCAUACCGUAAUCGAUUUGCAAAGAUGUUUGAGCAGAUUGCACAUCGAACUGCUAUCAUGGUCUCAGGCUGGCAAGCAGUUGGAUUCUGUCACGGAGUGAUGAAUACAGACAACAUGUCAGUCUUAGGUCUUACGAUCGAUUAUGGCCCAUAUGCCUUCUUAGACAAGUAUGAUCCCGCCUGGAUCUGCAACCACUCCGAUACUGAGGGUCGCUAUGCAUUCCAGCAGCAACCUGGGAUCUGUCUUUGGAAUUUGGGCCGACUGGCAUUGACGCUCGAGAACCUUAUCGGAGCUCAAGAACGCGUUGAUGAGCUAGAAUGGCUGGAAUUACAAGAGUCGGACCCAGAGAAGGAGCAACACCUCAAGGAAGCAGCCCAAAAUAUCAUAGUUGAUAUCUUGAAUAAGAAUUUCAGGGAGGUCUUCUUGAAGGAUUACCGCCGACGUAUGAAUGCAAAACUAGGACUCGGGGGGCCAGAGCAGGUGCGAGAUGAAGAUCUGACCAAGAUCUUGGUUCCUGCUCUAUCUUGGAUGGAUGACUAUGAGAUUGACUUCCAUCAAUUCUUUAGAGAUUUGGCAGACUAUAAGGUUCAGAAAGCUGAGACUCUAGAGGAGAAUAUGGAUCAAGUGAAGCAAUUGGUCAAAAGGCUACUCCCGCCAGUUGUUUGGCAGACUCGCGGCAGUGCUGCGGUUGAGGAGUCCAGGAGCUGGUUGGCUGCUUAUCAUACAAGGAUUGUAGAGUCAGAUGAGCUAAGGGAUGAUCAGAAGCGUCGGUCGAAGAUGAACAAGAUCAAUCCAGCAUUUGUGUUGAGAAAUUGGGUGGCACAAAAAGUAAUUGAACGUACGACAGAGAGUGUUAGAAAGACAAGAGAAGGAAGCCAGGAAGAUGAUCCUGAUAAGGACUUGCUCGACAGAGUGUUGUGGAUGUGCCAGCAUCCAUUUGGAGAAGAGACAAAAGAGCCUACUGAGACUAUGGAUAUUGACGCUUGUGAGGUUAAACGAAACAAUACAGGAUUGGAGGUUUACGGCGAAUUUGUUGGUCCUGUCCCUGAAUGGGGCCAAGGUAUUCAGUGUAGUUGCAGCUCUUAA